AUGGAUAUUGUUCCGUGCUUCCGCGGAGGAUUUGCAUUGAGGGCACUCAUAUUACUGGACGAGCAAGGCAAGCACGCUAAUAAGCAUUCAAUCACUACUACUAUCCAUACUAAUCCUGUCCCACCAGCCGCGGCAAACGGGUGCGUUUUUGAGCCCCACGGAUCUCAGUCUGGCUGCUGGCAGAAAAAUCCCGAGGCCCAGCAAGUGGCAGCUAACAAAGAGAAAAAAACGGACGCUCGUGCUGUGAACAAAGAAGCAACGCAACAUCCUCCUCCUCCUAAACAUGCCUCUCGAGACAAUAUACGUCGUCCGCCAUGGGGUAAAUUCCGGUCUAGUUGGUCCGUCGACCACACCACAGGAGUGUAUUCAGCUUCGAUCCCAUCACCAACAGGAAUCGCUGUGGACCCAGCACUCACCGCCCACGGGGUCGAUCAGUCCAGGCAACUCGCCCAGCAUCUCAUGACGAUAGACCCCCCCGUGGAGGUUGUGUACUCGAGCCCCUACUACCGCUGUCUGCAGACCAUCACCCCCUUUGUCGAGCUCCAGCAGCAAAGGCACGCAGCACACAGGCAUGGCGAGAGCACGAGUACCGGCAGUGGCAGUGACAGUGGCCCUCCCUCUGCUGCCGCCACCAUGAUACGGCCUGAACACGGAAUCUGCGAGUGGUUCGGUUCCGCUCCGUUUGAGCAUCCCGGCCCAGCCUCAUCCUCAGUCCUCAAAUCCUUGUUCCCUGCUUUUGAUGAGAGCUACGUGUCGGCGCAGUAUCCUCCCAAGAGGGGCGAGACGCUGGCCCAGCUGCAGGCCAGGCUUACGGCCACGAUGCAGAGUAUCAUUGAUCGCUGCGACGCUGAAGAUAGACGAGCCGUUGUGCUGUGCACUCACGCCGCAGUGGUCAUCAUGUUGGGCCGCAUCCUCACGGGCGACUUUCCCGAGACUGUAGAUACCGAUGACUUCCACGCUUUUACCUGUGGACUGAGUGUCUACCGCCGGAAACUUGGCAAUCGGGAUCAGGGACGGCGAGGAAAGGGGGAGUUGCCUGACAAAGAGCCCAACCCUAGUGCUGCUGCUGCUGUUGCUGUUGGAGGUUGGUCAUGUGAGGCCAACAGUGACUGCAGCUUCUUGGCCGGCGGCGAAGAGCGAGGCUGGAAGUUCGUAGGGGACGAGGAGUUUCCAGACACAGGCUCCAUGUCUCAAGCUACAUCCGAGUCUAAGCUGUAACGAUGGCUCGGGGAUCAACAAGCAGUCAAUGCAGUACAUAGGUGAUAUGACGACUUGCAAGCCCAAGUACAAACUAGGGUUUGAGAAAAACAAGGGCUGCCUAUUCGCGGACAACCCUUGACGGUUGUGACGUUCACUUUGGCCGGAUGAUACACGUUUGUCGGUAGAGUAUUAUUAGAUUUCGUCACGGGAAUCACACCGCGUGGUAAAGUUGCUCCUAGAUAAGAAACGACAUGAUCAUUAGAACGGCCGUGCAUGGUGCAACCCGCGAAUUCCCUUGUUGAUUGCCUCGUUAGGUCGAGCUCACCUGUUAGACUCGAGCCGCUUUUGGACAUUGC
Messenger RNA from Trichoderma harzianum CBS 226.95, 1556 nucleotides. RefSeq lists its product as hypothetical. The transcript is spliced from 7 exons. The record is from RefSeq and is a predicted model, not a curated record. NCBI's taxonomy places the organism in Eukaryota, Fungi, Ascomycota, Sordariomycetes, Hypocreales, Hypocreaceae. The coding region runs from base 1 to 1218 and encodes 405 amino acids.